Molecule: messenger RNA, 372 nt
Organism: Entamoeba invadens IP1
Lineage: Eukaryota; Evosea; Mastigamoebida; Endamoebidae
Exons: 1
Coding region: 1-372 (123 amino acids)
Source: RefSeq, a predicted model, not a curated record
AUGGCAGACUUAGUGAAAGUGACGGAGUGCCGAUACUUAAAUAACCCAAAAUUUAAAAAGCCGGAGUACGCAAAAUAUUUCGAAGUGAAUAAACCUAUCGAUGUGGUGUAUGACACACUGAGAGAGCUUGCAAAACAUAUCACAGACAACGAUGAGGAAUUGAUUGGAUUGAUCCGCCAGGCUCAGAGCCACUUGACUUCACUCUGUCAAGCAGAAAAUGGGGGCAACUGUAUGAACUAUGACGCAUUGACACAUAACAUGACGGGUGAAAUCGCGAAAACGCCAACGAGAAAACUAGAUUUCGACACAUUCACUGACAAAGAUCCGUAUGAUAAGUUCAGGAAAUGUGGGUUGAGUUCAGGCAGUAAGUGA